AUGUCUGAUAGUACCGAUAAAGAUAGGCAUAACAAAAAUUCGUCCAGGGGUAUCGUCAAUACGGAUAUCGAGGAUGACAAUAGUCCAUCACCUUUGGACACCACUGACAAGAAAGGUGCUCCGGAAUUGCAGAAACCGGGAAAUCCAUCUUUGUUCAAGGAAUCUGCUUUGAAGAAUUCUGAUCAGCUACAAUUUAGAAACAGUUUCAACAUUCCAAAUGCCGUUGGCGGAACUAACGGAAUUGUAAUUCCUCCAAAUGUUCAACCAUUAGAUCAACAACGUAUUCCACCUAGCUACACUGAUCACUUACAGGUUAAGGAUACUUAUUUGACGGGAAGAACUCUAUUGUACUUCACAUCGAUAUUUGUGUCACUAGGCGUAUUUUUGUUUGGCUACGAUCAAGGUGUUAUGUCUGGUAUUAUCACUGGCCCAUAUUUCAAGACUUAUUUCAAUAACCCAACUGCGGCAACUAUUGGUACUAUGGUCUCAAUUCUUGAGAUUGGAGCUCUUGUUUCCUCCUUACUAGUCUCCAAUAUUGGUGAAAAAUUCGGUAGAAGGUUCACUAUAAAAUAUGGAUCUUUAAUUUUCAUUUUAGGUGGAUUGGUUCAGACGUUUUCAUGGGAAAUGGGUCAUAUGAUAUUUGGUAGAAUCAUUAGUGGUAUUGGUGUUGGUUUAUUAAGUACCAUUGUACCCAUUUAUCAAUCAGAAAUUAGCCCCCCACAUAACAGAGGAAAAUUGGCUUGCAUUGAGUUUACAGGAAAUAUUGUUGGUUAUGCGUCUAGUGUUUGGGUCGAUUAUGCGUGCUCCUAUAUAGAAUCAGAUACUUCUUGGAGAUUACCCUUGUUCAUUCAAUGUGUUAUGGGCUUGCUGUUAUUUUUAGGGUCGUUUGUUAUUGUUGAGACUCCCCGUUGGUUAUUAAAUCACGACCAUGAUAUUGAAGGGUUGGUGGUCAUAGCAGACUUACAUAGUGAUGGUGACGUUUUGCAUUCAAAAGCUCAUGAGGAGUAUAAGCUGAUCAAGGAAACAGUCCUCAUAUCAAGACUGGAAGGUGAAAAGAAAUCGUUACGUUUUGCUUUUAAACGGUAUAGAACCAGGAUGCUAAUUGCAAUGAGCUCUCAAAUGUUUGCUCAAUUAAACGGUAUCAACGUUAUAUCAUAUUACGCGCCUCUUGUUUUUGAACAAGCUGGAUGGGUUGGUAGAGAGGCCUUGUUGAUGACAGGUAUUAAUUCCAUCAUUUACAUAUUGUCCACUAUUUUGCCAUGGAAAUUAGUUGAUAAAUGGGGGAGAAAACCAAUCCUACUCUCCGGGGCGCUGGUAAUGGGAACUUCUUUGCUUGCAAUAGCCAUGUCAUUAUGGGCGAAUGUUGCUGCCACUCCAAGAUUAGUGGUCGUGUUCGUGAUCAUCUUUAAUGCCUUUUUCGGUUACAGUUGGGGUCCAAUCCCAUGGCUAUAUCCUGUUGAGAUUGCGCCUGCAAUGGCAAGAUCUGCAAUGGCAUCUGCUUCUACUGCUACAAACUGGCUGUUUAACUGGUUAGUAGGUAUCAUGACUCCUAUCUUGCAAGAAAAAAUCCAUUGGAGAAUGUACUUGAUUCAUACUGUAUCCUGCUACUUGUCAUUCUGGUGUGUGUUAAAAGUUUAUCCAGAGACUGCUGGUUUAAGAUUAGAAGAUAUGGAUUCUGUUUUUGAUGACAGGUCAUCAACCUUCAGUUUCCAGUCAGGGACCUCCGCUGAAAUAGAACAACAGUCUCAUCUAGUAAGUGGUGGAGGAGAAGUAGCACCAUCAACGAGAUCUCGCAAAAGUGUUUAUUCGAAUGCACAAUCCAUGUUUAAUAAAGAUGAGAUACAACCACCAACAUUGACCCAGGUUCUUCAAUGGAAGGAAGAGAGAACUCAAACUAAACCAUUGAAAAAAUUUAUAAGAAGAGGCUCGGAGACUGUCUGUUUGAUAUAUAAUAAGGUACGAAACUUACGGAGCACCAAUGAUACAAACCAAAUCGAGUAUGGUGCCGUAUCCAAUAAUCAGCCUCCGAACUAA
Molecule: messenger RNA, 2034 nt
Organism: Kluyveromyces lactis
Lineage: Eukaryota; Fungi; Ascomycota; Saccharomycetes; Saccharomycetales; Saccharomycetaceae
Exons: 1
Coding region: 1-2034 (677 amino acids)
Biological process (GO): carbohydrate transport; transmembrane transport
Cellular component (GO): membrane
Molecular function (GO): carbohydrate:proton symporter activity
Source: RefSeq, a predicted model, not a curated record